AUGGGUGUCUGCUUGCACGAUGCUCCUCAACGUGGCCGUUUAGCUUUGGAAGAACCAGCCCUGACUGUUGGUGCUACCAGUUCCAUAGCAUCUGCGCGAACAGCCUCCUUGUCCUCAGCUUCUCGUCUCCGGUCACAAUCACGCCCCACCCCCACUUCUCCUGCCUCCUCCGCUGCGCUGACCGAGCCCAAAGCCAGGCUCAAAUCACAACCGGCCUCCACUGCUUGGCAGACAUCAUCAUCAUCCUCGUCAGAGCUGUCCUCAAGGCCUCAAUUAAGACCCUUGGUCACCGAUAGUUUGAGCACUGUGGUCAACCCAUCGCCUGAUUACAUUCAGGUUCCCAGUGUUGUUCGCUUUCUGGUGGGCAACCGGGCUGUUGAGCAUCCGCCGUCAAUUGCGUCUUUACAACGGGGCUCUGGCAGCAGAAAGACAACUGGCGAUCCUCGCUGGCGAGCUGAUGCGGUGGCUUCAUCACCCGAAGCUGGGGCUCGAGGACAGUCCAGACAGGAGAAGGCGGCAACCCAGAUGAACAACAGUGGGCUCUGUGGCAAUGGGCUUGUCGACCCGGGGGAAGAAUGUGACUGUGGGACUCGGUGA
Protopolystoma xenopodis is the source of this 597-nucleotide messenger RNA. The record is from the annotation of a GenBank genome assembly. NCBI's taxonomy places the organism in Eukaryota, Metazoa, Platyhelminthes, Monogenea, Polystomatidea, Polystomatidae.